AGGCAUGGGCGGGGAAUGGCUUCGGUGCUUGAACGCAAUACACCUGACCAGCCGCCAUAGUUUUGCCGUCCCUCGCGAGUUGUGGUGCCACCGGAGUGUUGUGGUCAUUAGGCGGCUCGUCAGGGAGGGAGACAGGAACUGAGGCACUGAUGGUUGUACAUGGGGAUUCCAGUGCCCCUUUGGAGAGCAGGGCUAUGUCCUCGGCAGCCACCACGUCUCCAUCUGUGGACAAAGUGGACGGAUUUUCACGGAAGUCUGUCAGGAAGGCCAAGCAGAAGCGGUCGCAGAGCUCGUCCCAGUUCCGCUCCCAGGGCAAACCCAUCGAGCUCACGCCCUUGCCACUGCUCAAGGACGUGCCAGCGCCGGAGCAGCCCGAGCUGUUCCUGAAGAAGCUGCAGCAGUGCUGUACUGUCUUUGACUUCAUGGACACGCUGUCGGACCUCAAGAUGAAGGAGUACAAGCGCUCCACGCUCAACGAGCUGGUGGACUACGUGACCGUCAGCCGGGGCUACCUGACAGAGCAGGCCUACCCGGACGUCGUCAAAAUGGUGUCUCACAACAUAUUCCGGACCCUUCCGCCCAGCGACAGUAACGAGUUUGACCCUGAGGAGGACGAGCCCACGCUCGAGGCCUCCUGGCCGCACUUACAGUUGGUAUACGAGUUCUUCAUCCGGUUCUUGGAGAGUCAGGAAUUCCAGCCCAGCAUUGCCAAAAAGUACAUAGACCAGAAGUUUGUCCUACAGCUCUUGGAGUUGUUUGACAGCGAGGAUCCUCGGGAGAGAGACUACCUGAAGACAGUCUUGCAUAGAAUCUACGGCAAAUUCCUGGGGCUGAGGGCUUUUAUACGAAAACAGAUCAAUAAUAUUUUUCUACGUUUUGUUUAUGAGACGGAGCACUUCAACGGGGUGGCUGAGUUGCUGGAGAUCCUGGGGAGUAUAAUCAAUGGUUUCGCUCUGCCACUGAAAGCAGAACAUAAACAGUUUCUGGUCAAAGUGUUGAUCCCCCUCCACACUGUCAGGAGUCUGUCCCUCUUCCACGCACAGUUGGCGUAUUGCAUUGUACAGUUCCUAGAGAAAGACCCAACAUUAACAGAACCAGUCAUCAGAGGCUUACUGAAGUUCUGGCCGAAAACCUGCAGUCAAAAAGAGGUGAUGUUUCUAGGGGAACUGGAGGAGAUCCUGGACGUCAUCGAACCAACACAGUUCGUGAAGAUCCAGGAGCCGCUCUUCAAACAGAUCUCCAGAUGUGUCUCCAGCCCACAUUUCCAGGUGGCCGAGCGAGCUCUGUACUACUGGAACAACGAGUACAUCAUGAGUCUGAUCGAGGAGAACUCCAGCGUCAUCCUGCCCAUCAUGUUCGCCAGCCUCUACAGGAUCUCCAAAGAGCACUGGAACCCGGCGAUCGUAGCGCUGGUGUACAACGUCCUGAAGGCCUUCAUGGAGAUGAACAGUACUUUAUUUGAUGAACUCACAGCCACUUACAAGUCGGACCGCCAGCGUGAGAAGAAGAAGGAGAAGGAGCGGGAGGAGCUGUGGAAGAAGCUGGAGGACUUGGAGCUGAAGCGCGGCCUUAGGAGCGACGGGAUCAUCCCAACUUAACGAAGACAGCGCCGCGCUCCCCCCCCACCCCCCCCGACUCUCUUCCCCGUCUCCCCCCUCCCACUCUGACUCCCCCUCCCCUCCAUUUUGCCCCCGCUCCCCCCUUCCCUCCACAUCAGCCAUGUCUGCCCAGAGCUCCGCCCCCCCGAUAAGGCCCUGGUCUCUGGACGGACUCGGAGCGCCCGCUGGCUUCUUACUUGUGUUUAUUUUUCUUCUGUUAUUUUUGCUCCUGUGUUUAUGCGACUUCCUUUACAGUAGAUUCAUCACGUCUGUUUUCAUUAUUUCAACAGCACUGUAAAUAAUUCUUUUUUUCUUUUUUUCCCUUUAAAACUGAUAUUAUUGCAAAAAAAGAAAAACAAAACAAUAAUAAUAAAAAAAAGGAGGAAAAAAAUAGAAAAUGAGAAAAUGACUUGUGUGGGAGGGGAUUCGAAGGACGAGGAGAAAAACAGUUUGGACUUUAGGACGUGAAAUGAACAUGUGGAAACAAAACAAGAAAAAAAGAGAAGAUUUUAAAAGCUUCAUCCCUUCUUCUUCCUCUUCUUCUUCUUCUUUGUCACUGCAGUCACGUAUCUAACUUUUAUUUUCCUGGUUCUCCUCUUUGCGUUUCCUCCGUCGCUUCCAUUUCUCUGUUCAUCGGUGCAUCUGUCAUUUCUGUCCAAUCUCUGGCGUCCGGACGGAUUGUUGUCCCCCCCCCCCCCCCCAUAAGGACCACCCCUCCCCUCCCCUCUUCUCUUCCUGUUCAAAACAGGAAACAAAAGAACACAACCACAUUUUAAAACCUUCUCAGUACAACAACACGUUUCAAGAUCACGUGUGAGUGCGUUUACAUGCGUGUUCUUUCAAAGUUCAUGUCCAAGAAAGAGUUAAAGAAGUUAUUUCCUCAGAUUCACUGGUUUUGUUUCAUUCCCUAAAUUGAGCGACGUCUCGUUAAAUUACAUGAAAUAAUUCUCUUAGAAUUUAAAUCUAUUAAAAGAGCAGAACAGCAAAUUCUCGGUCAGGACCUUCAGACCAGUAUCUGUGAAUCAUAAGAAAGACAGUUGGCAGUUUGCUCAUUAAUCCUCGUGUUGCAAUGUUCUCUUCAGGUUAUGAAAUAAUCCAGAGGAUGUUUGUCUCUACAUUAAAUGUCACCGUGCAAACAGGAAGCUGCUGCAGCAAGUUUGGUUCUUCAGGCAACGUCCCACUUCCCUUCUGCUUCACGCCGAGCAUGAUGGGAAAUGAAGUCUUUGGAUCAUAAUGGAUGUAAAAUCAAUUCAUUAAAAAUGUCUACAUGUUUUUUUUUUUUAGUUUCCCAACACUGACACUUUAUACGUUCAUGUCCGAGCGCUCAGACGACACACGGCUCCAAACGCCAUCCGAUGUUUUGACCACAUCUUUCUAUUGUGAAAGAGUUGUUGUGUCCUAAUGCUGCUGUGACAUCACUUCCUGUCGUCCAUCACGUGAUUUCACUUUUCCUGGUCGAGUCUCUGCUCUCGCUGUCGCAGACUUUAAUCGAUGACCUGAGGACGACUGAAGAAACACAGAUCUGUUUCCAUGUAAACGCACUCCUCUUCCUCCUCUUCUUCCUCUUCCUGGGACUUUACAUCACGUGAUUCUUCUUCUCCUCCUCCUUCUCCUCUCUCUCUCUCUCUCUGACCUCUCCCUCCCUCCCUCCUGACCCACCCACCACCACGUGUCCCUGGUACCAGUCUGGCACUGGUACUCCGGCCCGUCACGGGGACUUCAGAAACGAACACGAAAUAAAAAAGAGUCUUCAGAGGAGCGGCAAACAAGCUUCCUCCUGGUGUGAAGAAGACGAGUGUCCCGCCUCAGUGGGGGGGGCGCCGCUGCGUCGACUUCAGUAUUACAACAACUGUGACAAAGAAAGACGACCCUGUACAUUAUUGAAUGCAGUACACUGAUAAUCUUGUAUCUUGUAGUAAUUUAGCCUUUGUUUUGCUUAGGAAACUGUGGAGAGGAGUGUCCAGUAUAUAAAGAGGUAUUAUGGAAGAAGACUUCCUGGUAUUUAUGAUAGUGCCCCCCCCCCCCCUCUCUCUCUUUUACUUUCUUCUCCGUCUCUCUCCUCCCUCUUGGUUUUUAUCUCAUUUUGGAUAUUUUUUGCUGAAGUUUCUUUUGACCAUUGGAUAUAUUUUUUUUAUUUUGGGAAGGGUGGGGGGGGGGGUUUAGGGGUGAGGGUGACGGCAGGUAGGCCGGGGGUCAGAGGUCAGACCGGGGGGAGGGAGGGGAGGGGCGGAGCGGAACACGUUGGCGGGGGAUGUGACGGUGAACCUCCACCCCCCCUCCUCCCUCCUCCCUGGCAGAUUUAAUGUGUGCUUUAGAACGGCCCAGAAAUAAUAUGAUUUAAAACUGAAAAAAUAAAAAAAGAUAAAAAAGGGUUGGAGAAAUACAAAUGUUUAAUUAUUUUAAAAAAUAAAGAGAUAUUAAAUUAAA
Messenger RNA from Platichthys flesus (European flounder), 4025 nucleotides. RefSeq names its product protein phosphatase 2, regulatory subunit B', epsilon isoform b (gene ppp2r5eb). The record is from RefSeq and is a predicted model, not a curated record. NCBI's taxonomy places the organism in Eukaryota, Metazoa, Chordata, Actinopteri, Pleuronectiformes, Pleuronectidae. Gene Ontology annotation, biological process: signal transduction; protein dephosphorylation. Gene Ontology annotation, molecular function: protein phosphatase activator activity. The transcript has 14 exons. Gene Ontology annotation, cellular component: protein phosphatase type 2A complex; nucleus; cytosol. Bases 150 to 1598 code for a protein of 482 amino acids.